AUGCAUCUACCGAAGACCACAGGUGGCUUCGCGCUUCCGCACUCGCCUCCCCGCCAUUCGCGCCGCGCGUUGCUCCGCCAUCGGCGGCAGCGAUGCAUGGUUCUGCUGGUGGUCGCGUGCGUGCUCGUCGUUAUGCUGCUCUUCGUCUCGCUCCACCUGCCGUCAGUAGAUUCGCUCCUGCCACGUGGCAAGCAGGCUACUCCUUCGCCCGUGGCCCCUCAAUCCGCGCAGAAAUCUAGCAGCGUCGCAAACAACGGCUCACAGCCCUCCAUCCGCGUGGCCCUCGCCACUCUCCGCGCCGAUCCGACGUGGCAGCAGCUGCUGGAUCCCGACUCCGCGGUGCGCCAGCUCAGCGACCAGAUCAGCCUGGGGAAGGCGUAUCUGACACGCGCGCGGGAUGCGGGGGAGAGGGAGUUCGGCGAUGAGAUGGAGAGGGGCGUGCGCGCCGCAGAGGCGUUCCUUGCUCGCUCCAUUGCUAUCCCCAGCCAAGCAGUGUACAAGCAGGAGGCGCGGGCGCACAUAGCAAACAUGAGCGCUCUCAUUCUUCAGGCCAAGGAGAUGCACUAUGACAUAGCGGCGGCAAUGGCAGCGCUGAAGGAGAAAGUGGCAAAGGCAGAAGAGAAGGCCUCUAAGGCAUCCGCUCAGGCCACUCUCGCCUCUCAGGUGGUAUCAGAGUCGAUGCCCAAGCCCAUGACGUGCCUGUACAUGCGGCUGGCCAGGGAGUGGGCUCUGCAGCACGCCUCCACUGCACAUGGAGGGAUGGAGGCGGACACUCACCCCUUUCAAAUACACCACGGCCUGCCCCCGGGCACGCCCAACAACUCUCGCCUGGUGGAUGCCUCGUUGCAGCAUUUGUGCAUCUUCAGUGACAACGUGCUGGCCGUGUCUGCUGCGCUCAACUCCACUGUCCUCUCCUCCCACAACCCCUCACGGCUCGUCUUCCACAUCGUCACCGACGCCACCACCUUCCCUGCCUUCGUGGUGUGGUUCUCCCGCCACCCACCCGGCUUGGCAUCACUAGAGGUGCGGCGGGUGGAGGGCGAGAGCGGGUGGCUGAACGCGUCCUUUGCGCCCGUGCUGCGACAGAUGCAGGACGCUGCUGCCAAGAGCUUCUACUUCUCCGCUGCUGCUGCUGGCGAGGGCAGCAGCGACCCGAUCAAGUUCCGCAACCCCAAGUACAUGUCGCUGCUGAACCACCUGCGCUUCUACCUGCCGCUCCUCUUCCCCGCGCUGCACCGCAUCCUCUUCCUCGACGACGACGUCAUCGUGCAGCGCGACCUCUCUGCUCUUUAUUCCCUCCACAUGAACGGUGCCGUCAAUGGAGCAGUGGAGACGUGCAAGGGGUCCUUUCACCGCUUCCACCGCUACCUCAACUUCUCAGACACGCGGCUGAGAGGGCGCUUUGACCCUGAGGGGUGUGCGUGGGCGUAUGGCAUGAAUGUGUUCGACCUGGACGGGUGGCGGCAGGCCAAUGUGACUGCCACGUACCACUACUGGCAGGAGCAGAACGUUGACCAUUCAUUAUGGAAGCUAGGAACGCUACCACCUGGCUUGCUGGCCUUCAAUGGGCUCACACAUGCCAUUGAUCCAUCAUGGCAUGUCCUGGGACUUGGCUACAAUCCCCACUUGGACAUAACAGCUAUUUCCAAGGCUGCAGUUAUACACUGGAAUGGUAACCAGAAGCCAUGGCUGAAGAUUGCCUUGCCGAACUAUCGUAGCCUCUGGUCUAACCAUCCUAUGCCGGCCGACGAGGAAGAAUUUCACGACGCCAUCCACGCAAACGCCAUGCUCAACGCGGCGGAGGAUUUCAAGCCGUCCGAUUACAGCAACAUCAUCCGGCGGUACUCGCACCUCGGCGCCACGCACCCGAGUAACCCGCUCACCGUCGCGAAAGCCGGCGAGGACGAAAAAUCCGCCGGGGGGAAGACGCGCCGAUCGCAAUCCACGGGCGGAGGGGUGAAGAAGGGCAAGGGGUCGUCUGUGGCAUCGACGCUCGGGCGCGCAGCGGCGCGCGUCGGGAGGACGCUGGGCGCAAAGGGCGGGUCGCUGGCCAAGUCAAAGUCCUCCGUGGCGCCCCUUCAGUCCGAUGAUGAGUUCUCCAAGCAAUCCGAGCAGCCGUCGAUGCCCAUCGUGCUGCAGCCCUUCAUGGGAUCGUACGGUUCAGAGAAGCAAUCAGAAGUGACGAAGGCGCUGCAAGAGGAGAAUCGACGGCUGCGGGAGAGGAUCGCGAUGCUGGAAGCCGUUCACGCAGAGGAGGCGGACGACAGCGACGACUUGGCGCGCCAUCGCGUGCGAAUGCUCAAGUCGUCAAACCUGCAGCUAGAGCACCAGCUACUAGCCUCCGAGUCCGCGUCGCUCACCGCCAAGGCGAUCCGCAACGAGCUGCUGAGCGCAAUGGACCAUCUUCACCGCACCGUCGGCGCGCUGCACGUGCGCGCGGGGGAGGACGAGGCGGAAGGCGAGCAGGCGGAAGCGGAAGCCGCGGAGGGCGCGGGCGGGACGGAGAUGGGGAACUCGCACGCGGGGACUCUGGACCAGACACUGCUGCCAGCUGCCGCUAUCUUAUUGGACGACGCGCAGCACGCCGCGGCGCAGGAGGAGAAGGAGAGCGCAAGCGCAGCCGCGGUGGCGGUGGCGAAGGGGGUGAGCAAGGUCGGCGCGGCACAGCAGCCGCUGACGCGGCGGAACUCGUUCGGGGGACGCGGCUCCGCCGCCCUCGCCUCCGCCGCCCGCCCCAGCACUCCCACCAGCCGCGGCACCUCGUCCUUCGCUAGCGGCUCGCCACGUGCCACGACCCCGCGCGCAUCGUCCUCCGCCGGAAAGGGGAGCGCGUCGCCCACGGUGGGCGCACGGCGCGGUGGUGCGACGGUGGGCGCGGCGGGCAGCGCUGGGAAGGGAAAGACUGGUGGCGGAAGCUUCAAUGCGCGCGGGUGGGGAGUCGGCCCGGGGAAGCGGAACGGCGCGAACAAUAAAACUGCGGAAAAAAAGACCGCCGCAUCUGGCGCCGCGAAUGACGGAGACGGCGGCAUGGAUUUGACCUCUGCGGGAAGCCGCAGCGCGAGCAUGAAAGACGGGCCGCUGGUGCUAGACCCCUCUAUAGUAACAUCUUCUGCUGUCUCCACACCUAUGGGCACGCCGCGCGCGGGGAGCACUCCCGCGGGGAGCCCGUUCGCCGCGUCGGCCGCGGCAGCCACUCCCGCGCCGACACUUGGCAGCCUGCUGGCGGCGUCGGGACAGGUGGCGAUCGCAAAGGAAAAGCUCGAGGAGCUCGCGAUGUGGAGCAAAGAAGCGCGCGAAAAGGUUCUGAUGCUGCUGCCCGCGCCGGGCGGAAAGAUCGGCGAACUGCCCGCGGAGGAAGGCGCGGGCAAGGCGGAGGACGCGGAAGCAGGGGGAGGAGCCGGCGGAGCGGAGAAGACAAGCAUGAAGGCGAUGGGCGCGCCGGAGCUGCCGUGCGCGGGGAAUCGCUUCAUGGUGACCAAUGAGGACGGCGACCCCGUCGCGGGAAUCGCGGCGAACCUCUGCCGCUCCAUCGAGGGGUCCGCGCCGCUGCUGGAGUACGCGCGCGUGCACGAGUUGGAGGGGCGGCUGGCGGACCUGCACCCGCGCCUGCUCGCGCUCUCGUCGCUCCUCGAUAAUGUCGUCUUCCCCAGCCUGCCCGCCGAGACGUCCAGCGCAGUGCUGCAGGAGAUCCGUGUCGCCAUCGUUGACGUGUACGACACGACGCGCGCGCUCUCCGAGCUGGCGGCGCUCGUGCCAGCUGGCGCGCAGCUAUUCGGCGUGGGGACCGGGGAGAGCCUGAUGCUGGCAGCAGCAGUAGCCAGGGCGGAGGAGGGAGGAGGAGGAGGAGGGGGAGAGGGAGAGAUGAUGGAGGUGCAGCAGAGGCUGGAGGGGGAGAGGGAGAGGAGGAGGAGGGAGGGAGUGAGAGUGGCAGACCUCCCUUCUGUGGAGCAGCUGCUGACAGCAGGCCUUGCUGGGAUCGUGGGAGAGGGGGGAGGGAUGGGGGGAGGAGGGGAGGGGGAGGUGCAGGCGCGGGUGGCGGAGGUGGUGGGGAGGUGCCGCAAGGUGGAGGCGCUGUGGCGGGCGGAGAUGUCGGGGCUGCAGGAGGAGAUGGGGUUCUACCGCGGCUGCCAUGCUGCCCAGGCAUCGCAUGUGAAGCAGAUAGCGUCGGCAGCCAAGGACGCGCUGCAGACUGUGCUGGGAGACGCGCAUGAGAUUGUCUCUGCCGCCGCCACCUCCAUCCAAAAGCGGCGGUUGCAGAUUCUGCUGGCAGUGACCGACUUUGAGAGCGAGCCCACACCCGAAAUGAUGCAGCAGCUCGCAGUCAAGGUCAAGGAGGAGGCGGGCACGCUGAGGCGCUUUGCGGAGCUGCUGCCGCAGGCCUUCUCAGCCGAGGCCAAGGUGGCCGAGGUGCUUGACCCCCUGGAGCGCGAGUUCAAGGAGCGGAUGCAGGCUGUAUUUGAGACCCUCCAGGCUCGGCGAGCAGCGCUGGCCCGGCAGCGCAAUGAGCUCCACGGGCAGAUCAGCGGGCGGUUUGCCAACCAGUCUGGGCAGCAGGGCAAGGGCAAGCUGAUGCGGGUCAUUUCCCUUCAGCAGUGA
Molecule: messenger RNA, 4596 nt
Organism: Closterium sp. NIES-65
Lineage: Eukaryota; Viridiplantae; Streptophyta; Zygnematophyceae; Desmidiales; Closteriaceae
Source: the annotation of a GenBank genome assembly